This is a messenger RNA of Cryptosporidium ubiquitum, 1620 nucleotides long. Its product is annotated as BRCT domain-containing protein. Lineage: Eukaryota; Apicomplexa; Conoidasida; Eucoccidiorida; Cryptosporidiidae. Gene Ontology annotation, cellular component: PeBoW complex; nucleolus. Gene Ontology annotation, biological process: ribosome biogenesis; maturation of LSU-rRNA from tricistronic rRNA transcript (SSU-rRNA, 5.8S rRNA, LSU-rRNA). Gene Ontology annotation, molecular function: RNA binding. The transcript has a single exon. Bases 1 to 1620 code for a protein of 539 amino acids. The record is from RefSeq and is a predicted model, not a curated record.
AUGGGUGGACAAAAGAUUAAAAAAGGAACUAGAGGAGAAAGUGCAAUGUUUAUUACAAGAGCACAAGCAAUAAAACGUCUCCAGGUAUCUUUAGCAGAUUUUAGAAGACUUUGUAUUUUGAAAGGAGUUUAUCCAAGAGAGCCAAAAAAGAAAUUGAGUGGUUUGGAUAAGACUUACUAUCAUUUAAAAGAUAUUAUUCAUUUAAAGUAUGACCCAAUAUUAUCAAAAGUAAGAGAAUUAAAGAUACAUUUGAGAAAAUAUAGAAAAGCAAUGGGACGCAAUGACAAAACUAAGGCUCGUUCAAUUAGAGAAAAUAAACCAAUAAUUACUUUACAACAUAUUGUUAAGGAAAGAUAUCCAUGUUUUGUUGAUGCAUUAAGAGAUUUAGAUGACGCACUUUCAACUUGUUCAUUAUUUGCAUCACUAGGAGCUGAUGAUAGUCAUAGUAUUCACUCUAAUAUGAUCAAGAAAUCGACUUAUUUAAUUGAUGAGUUUAUGUAUUUGGUUUCAGAACUUGGAUUCUUGACCAAAUCUUUUAUUUCUGUCAAAGGAUUCUACUUCCAAGCUAAGAUUCUUGGUGAGACAAUUACAUGGCUUAUUCCACAUCAAUUUGCACAAAAAAUUCCAGAUGAAGUAGAUUUCAAAGUAAUGUCGACAUUUUUAGAGUUUUAUCAUUCAUUAUUAAAGUUUGUUAAUUUUAAGUUAUACCAACUUAAUAAUUUGACUUACCCCCCAUCAAUUAAUACUCAGGUUUUUGACAACGGAGGAAGAUUCCUGGCUCUUCAUGCAUAUAAUCUUUCUAAACUAAACUCUAGUAUUCCUUCAAGCAUUGAACAGAAGGUAGAAAAGAAACGUAUUUUUGAAGGACUCACAUUUUUUAUUUCGAGAGAAGUUCCACUCCUUCCUUUGGCUUUUGUAAUAAGAAGCUUUGGAGGAAAAGUUGGAUGGGAAAACCAAUUUUCGAGCAUUAAACAAGGUGAUGAGACAAUUACACACUAUAUUGUUGAUAGACCUGUUAAUUUUCUUAAGAGUUUCAUAGAUAAACACCCAAAUUGUGAAUUUAUUCAACCUCAAUGGGUAUUUGACUCUAUGAACGAGUCAAUUAGACUACCUACACGUCCUUAUGGCCCUGGAGAAAAGUUACCACCCCAUCUUUCUCCUUUUGUUGAUGAUAGUACUCAAGGUUAUGUUCCAACACAAAGACAAGUUCUUGAUGAAAUUAAGGAAUCAAGUAGCAAUAAGUCGCGAGCUUAUUUGUCUGGAGAUGAAUCCACAGAAAUUGACGACCUUUCAGAACAUGAUUCCGAUAUUGAAGUCCAACAGGCCAGAGAGGAUGCUUACUUUGACUCUAUUGAGAAAGAACAGUCAUUUUCUGAUUUAAAUAUGGCUGAUUCACUUGAGACAGAGCCUAAUUCGUUCAGUAAUUCAAAAGAUAAGGUAAAUAUUGCUAGAAAGCUUGCAAAGAAGCGUAAAGAAGAAGAACAGAGAGAACAACAAAAAACUCUUUUGAAAAAGAAACACAAGAGACUAUUACAGAGAAUUGAAUAUUCCAACAAGAUUGCUUCUGAAAAGGCGGAAAGAUUGGAGUCCCGAAGAAAACUACUAAAUGAGAAGAAAUGA